UUGUGAGAAGCAAUUUAUCAACGAGUCCAAUAAUUGUACGAACGAUCGUUCUGUUAUACGAUCGUAUACUAGCAUAUAUAUAUAUAUACACAUGCGUUAUUGUAAAUCAACGAGUCAGGUCUGGAGUUACUGUUAAUAUUGGCCAACUGGUAGCUGGCAGUGAAGAAAUUGCCGCUAGUAUUGUCAUCGAGCACUCAAGUGUAGUAUAGGAGAGCCAUUGAGCAUCGAGUGCCGCGUCGGUUAACAUCCGAGACUCACUACUGUUUGAUUAUGGAGUCAGUUGUCGCAGCACAGGAUUUCUUUUACAACAAAUUUAUGAUAAUUAACGAUAAUUUGUACACAGAAAACCUUUCGCCAAUUGUCUGAUGAAAAUGUCACACUUCGAAUUUCAAAUGAUCGGUAGCCCAAGCCGUCUUUGUGCGUAAUCCCUAAGUAGAAUAUUACCAGAGACAAAAAAAUCGCAGUGGAUUACGCUACGUGAGAGUCGUUGGCAAUGGUUAUUAAUAAUAUUAUAUAAAUUACACCAGUAGAAUUGAUACAUGAUGAAAAUCAGGAAGAAACGUCUACUUCUAAACAUAGUUUUUUUUUCAAGUGAUAGGAGGUUUUCUUAUUUAGUCGCAAAAUAAUUUUCCAUAAAAUGUUGAUAUUAAAUCGAACUAAUCUUCAAUCGGAUUAAGAUUAAUGAAAUAGACGUUAUCUUGGAUCAUAAUGCACAGUUAAAAGUGGAUACUACUUUAUUAUUAUUGUGAUAUAUAGGGCCUAGUGAACAGAACGUUACUAAAAUGGAAUUACCUCAAUAUAUGAAAUUAAGUUUUCAAAGUUUAUCGACACUUGCCAUAUUCAUAUUUACAUUACGAACGGGUGCUGGCAUCCCGAAUCCAGAAAUCAGGGUCAUUGAACCCGAGUUCCGUCCUGUUCCUGAAAAUGUAACCCACAAAGGAGGUGAUAUGGCCAGGUUAUUCUGUACGGUAGAUAACCUUGGUGAUAGAACGGUAAUAUGGAGAAAAUUACCGGAAAUUAGUCCUUUAACAAUAGGAACAGACACAUGGGCAGACGAUUCCAGAAUACAUGUCGAGCACGUGACAAAAGAUAACCAAUGGAAUCUUCUUAUCGAUGACGUAACUCGGCUUGAUUCAGGCACAUACGAAUGUCAAGUCAGUACCCACCAAAGAAAGAUGAGAAAUCGUGUACGAUUAAAAGUUAUAGAUGACCCAGUGAAAAGAAAUCCAGUUAUGCAAGUCAGUGGUACGCAGUUUUUGGAAAAAUAUUCAAAUAUGCAAAUUUACUGUAAAACGUCAACUAUAUAUAACGGACAAUCUAACGUCGUUUGGUUUAAAGAUGGCGAUACAUUAUCCCCGGCUUCGGACAAUAGAAUAAAAAUAGAAACUUAUUCUUCCAUACAAGAUAAUACAGUUACCAGUUUAUUAAAGAUAGACCAAGUAACGCAAAGUGAUAGUGGUCUUUAUGUUUGUCGUAAUUCUAACAGAAAGGAUAUGACAACAGUUCAAGUAUUUGUUAUCAAUGGUGGAUCUAAUAAUGUAAAAAGAGCGGGUUCUUUUGAUUUACCAAGUUGUGGCGUCGGAUUAUCACCUAUGGAUAUCAAAGCUGUAUGUUUGUCGAUAUACACGUUAAUAUUAUACUGGUUUGUGACAUGAUAAAUAUUUUUAAAAUCCUACAUUUAUUUUCUCGGCAGCAACGUUUUUUAAUGGGUUGUGAUCUAUUUGAAUGUAUAUUGUGUAAAACUGAAUGUCCAAGAAUGAGAUUGAAAAUGACAAAUCAAGAUGACUUCAAUGCGACUUAGAUGGAGGCGACAGAAGUGGAAGUAUAUAUACAGACAUGUAGAUAAGAAUCUGUGAUCAAUGCAAAUUAUUAAAAAAUAAUUGAAAGCGAAUAAAAUAACUCACAACUCAAAAUAGGAAUCUCGUAGCAGCAACAUCGCGACAAUAGUGAAAGGCAAGUUACGAGUUGUUAUUUUUCAAUUGAAGACUCGUAAAACCCUCGGAUUGAGAUAACAGAUUAAAGAAAGAUCUUCAUGGUGCAUUUGUGUAUUUUAUCUGUUAGGGCAAUUGUGCUAUAGACCCGUCGUAGGUGGUAUAUGAUCCCUGUUCAUCUGAUAUAUCAAAAACAUGUGUUGGAAUUAUUUUCUUACGAAACAAUCAUAUUGGCGAUGGUUUUCCUAACGAAUUAAUUGAAAACACACUAGGAGAGCAUCGUAUCAUAAGACGAACAUACAAAAAGACUUUUAGUGAAAUGUCAAUACGAGACGUAACCCUAAGUUAAAGACAUAUUUCUCAAAAUUACCAAACAUUUGUACGUAUAAUAUUUAAAGAAUUUAUGUUAUAUAGAGUAAUUGAAAACAUGAUGGCGGUCACUUCAAGCAAAGUAUUUUAUUGCUGUUAAACACCCUGUUUUGUAUUAACUAUUUAAACAUUUGAGCAUUUUUAUAUACAUUAAAUCUACUGUUUGGUCCGCAGUUAAAUCAACUAUGUGAAUGUGUGUUGUAGUAAAAGGACACCCUAGAAAUGUUUUAUACGCAACUAACAGAAUGGCUUUAAGGAUAAUACUAUAAUGAUAUUAAAGUAACGUAAAUAAGUGACCAAAAAUUGUGUAAAAAUGCUUUCUAUUUUCCAGCCUCAUCACUACAACUCUUUAGAAACAAAUAUAAAUCGCUAUUGCGUUGCUAAUUGUGUAUUGUUUCUAUCUUCGUGCUCUAAUUGUGUGCACGUAACAACACAUUUUAGCGAUGAAGUCAUGAACAUUUUUGUUGAACUUUGACUUUUUAUUGUAUUGUAGUAUUAAAACAACUAUACCUCGGUAGAAUUAUAAUUCACACGUGUAUAUAAGAUGUAUAAUAUUUUCUUUUAUUCUUUUGCAGAUUUUUGAAAUUGUUUAUGUAUAUGCUCAGAGUGUGAUACGUAAUAUACUUUAAUGUAUCAAUUUAGCGCAAAAGAUAUCCCGAUGUUAAUAUGGUAAUAUGUCUACAUAUUGUGUUUGUUGCGAUGAUUUUAUCACUCAAAAGACAGUUUUUGCCGAGUUAAUUUUACUAACGCGCUAUGUUGUAUGUCGCCAUUUCGUUUUAAAUGCGCACGCUUGCGUUAUGACAUUGUUCUUUGGAAAUUUUAGCUACAUACUCCAUUAUCACCGUGCGUUAUGUCGAUAUAUACUACCGCGAAAUGAAAUAUGAUGACAAUGCUUCAGAAUAGUAAUAUCUUAACGCAAACGUGCACAUUCAGGACGAAAUGAAGGCACACAACAUGGUGCAUUGAUUCAAUUAACUCAGCAAAAAUUGUCUUUUCAGGGUUAAAUUCAUUCCAACAAUCACAAUAUCUUGAUAUAUUACCAUAUUAAUAUCGCGGUAUCUUUCAUUAUAUUGACACCUAUACGCUUCCAUAAUCAAGCCCCUAAUUUGUCAAAUGAGGCAGGAUUUAGGGAGCUUUUCUUCUUGCGAUAGUGUAUUUAAGUACAGAUCAACAAGAAGAAGCUAAUUUAAAUAAAAAAACCCAACUAAAUUAUGUAGCCGAUAUCACUUUAGUUAAUAUUAAAGAAGUUGUAUUACUGUA
This is a messenger RNA of Patella vulgata (common limpet), 3560 nucleotides long. RefSeq names its product myopalladin. Gene Ontology annotation, biological process: synapse organization. The record is from RefSeq and is a predicted model, not a curated record. Gene Ontology annotation, cellular component: neuron projection membrane. Bases 783 to 1655 code for a protein of 290 amino acids. NCBI's taxonomy places the organism in Eukaryota, Metazoa, Mollusca, Gastropoda, Patellidae. The transcript is spliced from 7 exons.